Messenger RNA from Acytostelium subglobosum LB1, 1164 nucleotides. RefSeq lists its product as hypothetical. Lineage: Eukaryota; Evosea; Eumycetozoa; Acytosteliales; Acytosteliaceae. The record is from RefSeq and is a predicted model, not a curated record. The transcript has a single exon. The annotation marks the transcript as partial.
AUGGAAGGAGAAGACGUUCAAGCUUUGGUCAUUGACAACGGUUCCGGUAUGUGCAAGGCCGGUUUCGCCGGAGAUGAUGCUCCCCGUGCUGUGUUCCCAUCGAUCGUUGGUCGCCCAAGACACACCGGUGUCAUGGUCGGUAUGGGUCAGAAGGACUCCUACGUCGGAGAUGAGGCCCAGUCCAAGAGAGGUAUCCUGACCCUCAAGUACCCAAUUGAGCACGGUAUCGUCACCAACUGGGAUGAUAUGGAGAAGAUCUGGCAUCACACCUUCUACAACGAGCUCCGUGUCGCCCCAGAGGAGCACCCAGUCCUUUUGACUGAGGCCCCACUCAACCCAAAGGCCAACCGUGAGAAGAUGACCCAGAUCAUGUUCGAGACCUUCAACACCCCAGCCAUGUACGUUGCCAUCCAGGCCGUCCUUUCCCUGUACGCCUCUGGUCGUACCACCGGAAUCGUCAUGGACUCUGGUGAUGGAGUUUCCCACACCGUCCCAAUCUACGAGGGAUACGCCCUCCCACACGCUAUCCUCCGUCUGGAUCUCGCUGGUCGUGACCUCACUGACUACCUGAUGAAGAUCUUGACCGAGCGUGGAUACUCAUUCACCACCACCGCCGAGCGUGAGAUCGUUCGUGACAUCAAGGAGAAGCUCGCCUACGUCGCCCUCGACUUUGAGGCUGAGAUGCAGACUGCUGCCUCCUCAUCUGCCCUCGAGAAGUCAUACGAGCUUCCUGACGGACAGGUCAUCACCAUCGGUAACGAGCGUUUCCGUUGCCCAGAGGCCCUCUUCCAGCCAUCCUUCCUCGGAAUGGAGUCUGCCGGUAUCCACGAGACCACCUACAACUCAAUCAUGAAGUGUGACGUUGAUAUCCGUAAGGAUCUCUGCGGAAACGUCGUCUUGUCCGGAAGGUACGACCAUGUUCCCCGGCAUUGCUGCCCGUAUGCAGAAGGAGUUGACUGCCCUCGCCCCAUCCACCAUGAAGAAUCAAGAUCAUCGCCCCACCCGAGCGCAAGUACUCUGUCUGGAUCGGAGGUUCCAUCCUUGCUUCCCUCUCCACCUUCCAGCAGAUGUGGAUCUCCAAGGAGGAGUACGACGAGUCCGGACCAUCCAUCGUCCACAGAAAGUGCUUCUAAACGCCCAACUUGUUGUGUUAUUAAUAAAUCG